UGGGACAAUAAGGGGUGGGACAGAACUGUAUACUAUUUAAAAAUCUGCAAUCUUGGCUUCAAAUCAGGAACGCAGACAAGAACCAAAGUGUUCUUACUUAGUGAGUAAGGAGAGGACUCGGUGGGGAGCAGUCAGAAAGCGGAAGGAGUGUGGUUCCAAAAAGACGGCGGUGGUUUGUGCCCUCGGUUUAUCAGCGCAGAUGUGGCCGAGAUGAGAUAGUUACAGCUUGUCCCCCUGUCAGGACUCAACCAGCUGCCUUUUCAUUUUCACUUCUGCCACGCUGCCACCCCUUUUCCUUUUUUUCUUUUAAGAAGUGUGUGUAUUCACGGUUUUCAACUUUAAUUCGAGGGGGCCGUGAAGGGGUGAAGGGAAAAAAAAGGACGUACUUUUCUCAGAAACGUCGUUUAGUCGUCAUCGAAGCGGCGAAGGAUGAGAGUUGUGAGCCGGAGGGGAAACAUCUGCAUUAGGGCCGUGUAGACGACAAGAAAACGGAGGGGAAAUGAAGCUGUUGGCGUUUUAAAGCUUUCUUCUACCUAUCGUUGACAAAACUUGGACCAAUGAGAAGCGCUUGGAGCCGUCUUUGAUAUGGGAGACGUGAGGCGUUUACAUCUGUCAAGUUAAAAAACACAAAAACAACACGAGCAGAAAACAGAGAUGGGAAGCUCUGCUGUGCUCACAGGGUUGAUAGCUGGAGUUAUUUUGUGGACGUCUGCCAUCCAUGGAGACACCACAGAUGAUGGGAAUCUGCUGUGUUCUUGCAAAAAUGACAAAGGCACAUGUAAAAAUGAAACGUGCAUGGGAGAUUAUUGUUUUUAUACCUGGAGGGAAGACGGACAUGAGGAGUUGGGCUGUUUCAGUGAGAACACCAAAGUGCAGUGCUACUCCUCCUUCCCUGGCUACUUUACGCAGUGCUGCAGAAAGGACAAGUGCAACGCCGUCAUUACAGUGCCUCCAAGCAUAAAUGAGGAGUCGACACCAACACCCCCAGAACCUGGUCGCCUAGAGCUGUGGAUCCCCCUGUUCCUGCUGUUCUUAUUUGUUACUGCCUGUGUCUUUGGCCUGAUACUACUCCUGCGCUUCCGACGUGCAGCCCGCAGACUACAAGAUGUUGAAGGCCAUGAUGUCAAAAUACUCAAAGUCCCCAGGGGAGAUGACCCCACAUAUGGCAAUAUCUAUGAUGAGUUUUGUACAUCAGGGAGUGGGACAGGGCUUCCGUAUCUUGUCCAGAGAACUAUGGCCAGGCAAAUCUCACUUGUUGAGUGUGUCGGCAAAGGCAGGUACGGAGAGGUUUGGAGGGGAACGUGGAUGGGGGAAAGUGUCGCCGUCAAGAUUUUCUCCUCUAGAGAUGAGCACUCCUGGUUUAGAGAGACAGAAAUCUACAAUACUGUACAGCUGCGACACGACAACAUACUCGGUUUCAUAGCCUCCGACAUGACAUCCAAGAAUUCCAGUACCCAGCUGUGGCUCAUCACCCACUAUCAUGAGCUCGGGUCUCUCUACGAUUUCUUGCAGUACAGCAGCUUGGACCCAGAGAGCUGCUUGAGGAUGUGUCUGUCUGUGGCUUGUGGCCUGGUCCACCUGCACACUGAGAUUGUUAGCUCCCAGGAAAAACCAGCUAUUGCCCACCGAGACCUGAAAAGCCGAAAUAUUCUGGUAAAGCGCAACGGACAGUGCUGCAUCGCUGAUCUCGGUUUAGCAGUGAUACACUCUCAGUCCCAUGACUACCUCGAUGUGGGCAACAACCCUCGCGUGGGGACCAAGCGCUACAUGGCCCCUGAGGUGCUGGAUGAAACUAUCCGUGUGGAUGUUUUUGAGUCCUAUAAGCAAACUGACAUCUGGGCUCUCGGGCUGGUCUUCUGGGAAAUUUCCCGCAGGACUGUUGUCAAUGGCAUUGUGGAAGAUUACCGUCCACCCUUCUUUGACCUGGUGCCCUCAGAUCCCAGCUUUGAGGAGAUGAAAAAGGUGGUGUGUGUGGACCAGCAGAGGCCCAGUCUGCACAACAGGCUCCAUUCUCACCCAAUAUUGUCAGCCAUCGUGAAGAUCAUGAAGGAGUGCUGGUACCAGAACCCAACAGCCCGCCUCACAGCCUUGCGAAUAAGGAAGACUCUCUCCAAACUGGAUCACGACGACUUCAGCAUUGAAAAACUGAAGCAGGAUUUCUAGACUGAAACGAGGAAACCGGAUUGAAAACGCCAGAAGGGAUUUUGCACCACAUUCCAACAAAUGAAGUGCAUAUCAUUACCAUAUUUUUGAUCUAAUCACUCACUCGGUAUCUGUAUCAUAUUAAAACCAUAUGACCUUGUGUAGAAGCAUCUAGAGCCUCUUGUACAGAAUGUUAUAUUUUUUGCAUAUGCAAACAUUCAUCCACCAUGAUUCUUAAUACCUCUAUAAAUGAGGGGGCUACAUUUAUAUUUAUUUCCUUCAGUUAGCUAAGGUUUAGGCCAGGUAUUUUUAAUUAUCACAAAACAGUUAACAUAGUUUUGCACUCAUUGUCUAACUCUCUCAUUGUUGUGACAGAAUGGAAAAUCAUCCUCUUAGGUGUAAUGUGGAUUUUCCCAAAAAUGACCAAUGCGCCUUAAAACCACAGAUAAAAGACAGGAAAUAUGUAAGUACAUUACCUGUCCUGUAAGUAUGUUUAACUUAACUAAACUAAGCAUUUAUUAUCUGCACAUAAAAGCAGUGAGAUAUUUAGUUGUAAAUACAUUUUUAUGUAACAGAAUUGAAUUUGAUGUCUUCUUUUGCAACCAUAUUGUAAAUAUGUUUCAGGAGAGAUAUUGUUUUCUACUAUUCAGCAAUGAGACUACGUUAAUGUUGCUUUUAAAAAAACAAGAAAAACCUUUUUCCAUACAUUUUUGUAAGCCUAAAAUGUACCAUCACAACCACUAUGAUCAGUAAAGGAAUUCACAUACAUGUAAUAAUGGAUAUCCUAAAUAAAGAAUUAUAUUUUGGAAA
This is a messenger RNA of Oreochromis aureus, 2952 nucleotides long. RefSeq names its product activin A receptor like type 1 (gene acvrl1). The transcript is spliced from 10 exons. Gene Ontology annotation, cellular component: BMP receptor complex; plasma membrane. The coding region runs from base 655 to 2163 and encodes 502 amino acids. Gene Ontology annotation, molecular function: transforming growth factor beta receptor activity, type I; ATP binding; SMAD binding. The record is from RefSeq and is a predicted model, not a curated record. Lineage: Eukaryota; Metazoa; Chordata; Actinopteri; Cichliformes; Cichlidae. Gene Ontology annotation, biological process: BMP signaling pathway; cellular response to growth factor stimulus; transforming growth factor beta receptor signaling pathway.